AUCAAAUAGUGAGAAGAAAAUAGCCGGUGGUCCGGUUCUGUGGUUUGAGUUAGAAAUCGGAACCGUUUUCUAGGGUUUAUACACUCUUCAAUAACCCUCUUCCCUUAAAUUUAAUUUCAAUUUCCCCCAUUUUGAUAUGGCUUUGAGGCAAAUCCUAACAUGGAGUAAACAAUUGCCUUCAUUCUCAGCCCAAUCGAGUUCUGUUUCUAGGGUUGCGAAUUUCUCCUCAAAACCCAAUCCGUACAUUGUGAAAGUAGGGAUACCGGAGUUUUUAAAUGGAGUGGGGAGAGGAUUGGAGAAUCACGUGGUGAAGCUUGAAUCGGAGAUCGGAGAUCUGCCGAAGCUUCUCGUUACUCGAACAAUCAAGCUCAAGCGACUCGGAAUCCCCUGCAAAGAUAGAAAGCUGAUACUGAAAUACGCACACAAGUACAGGCUUGGAUUGUGGAGGCCUAGAGCGCAGCCCGUCAAAUCUUGAUGAGUCAUCAUCUCAGGCCAAUUUCGAUUACUGACGAAGCAUUUGAUUGCCCUCUAUGACUACGUUUUUGUCGUCAAAAUUGUCUUUUAUAUUCGGAGUCAUUUAUUAUUAUUAAUCAAUAUCCCAGACUUUUGAACUUGUUAAACAUCGUUUUAGCCAUCAAAUUUUGUGCCUAAUUUAGCGAAAGAAGGCCGAUGGGCUCCAAUUAUUAACGGUUCCGUACAAUCACAACCUUUUUUUUUUGCUUCUUAAUUCUAUUGUUUACUGUUGCUCAUCUAUUUAGGUGAUGUUUGCAAAAGCUUUUACAAAUAGAUUAUGAGUUUUUUUUUGCUUG
Erythranthe guttata (spotted monkey flower) is the source of this 809-nucleotide messenger RNA. RefSeq lists its product as uncharacterized. The record is from RefSeq and is a predicted model, not a curated record. Lineage: Eukaryota; Viridiplantae; Streptophyta; Magnoliopsida; Lamiales; Phrymaceae.